AAGGAAUAAGUUAUAUGUCCACACUCACAAAUCCCAACAAUUGUGCACAAAAAUAUAUAGAUCAAACUAUACAUACAUACAUAUAUAAAUAUGUAAAUUAUAGAUCUUUGGAACGCGUUGAAAGUCGAAGAUGCAAGAAGAGUCCAAUCGGUUGAACAAAUCCAGGACAUGAUCACUUCCAUUUCCAAUAUACACACACAUAUAUAUAUAUAGAGAGAGAGAGAGAGAGCAGAUAAGACUUCCUUUUACCCAAACUUUCUUUCAAUAACUUCAUCGGCAUAUCAUUCCUUCUUCUUCCCAAAUUCUUGAAUCCUAAGGCCAUGUUUGGUUUAAGUUUCUCAUUUUCCGAGAUUCUUUUAAGGUUAAAGAUUCAAUCUAUGGCGGCCAUAUUCAAACCCUAUUGAUUCAGGAAGCUAAGAACACAGAGAAAUAAAAAUGAAGUGUUUCUAUAAUUACUUCAAGGAUAGAAGCCGAGGGAGAGAGCAGAAAUCGGCGCCGAUUUCGAACAACAAUAAUUUAAUCAGUAAUAAUUACGGCGCAUCGGAGAUCAGCGACGGGACGGCGACAAAGUCCUCGGCGUCGGCUCGCAGCAUCCCGGAGCUGUACGAGGAGAAAGGCCAUAACCACCUGAGGGUUUUUACAUUCUCGGAAUUGAAACAUGCGACCAACAACUUCAGCAGGCUGCUCAAGAUUGGGGAAGGAGGCUUUGGCUGCGUCUAUAAGGGAGCUCUCAAGCCCGACAACAAUGGCGCCGACCCUCUUGUCGUCGCUGUCAAGAAACUCAACAGGGAUGGAUACCAGGGUCACAAGCAAUGGGUAGCCGAGGUUCAAUUUCUCGGCGUCGUCGAACAUCCGAAUCUCGUGAAGCUAAUCGGGUAUUGCGCGGUGGAUGCCGAGAGGGGCAUCCAAAGGCUACUCGUGUACGAGUACAUGACCAACAAGAGCCUCGACGAUCAUCUUUUCAACAAGUCGUAUCCGGCCCUAUCUUGGGACCGUCGAUUGCAAAUCGCUCUUGGCGCCGCUCAGGGCUUGGCUUAUCUCCACGAAGAAUUAGAGGUUCAAGUUAUAUACCGCGAUUUUAAGUCGUCUAAUGUGCUAUUAGACGACGAAUUCAAGCCAAAGCUUUCGGAUUUUGGGCUUGCUAGAGAAGGCCCCGAGGCCGGUCAUACUCAUGUCUCAACCGCGGUUGUCGGGACGUACGGCUACGCCGCGCCGGAUUACAUCGAGACCGGACACCUCACCACAAAGAGCGACGUAUGGAGUUUCGGCGUAGUCUUGUACGAGGUACUAACCGGAAGACGGUCCCUGGAGAGGGACCGGCCGCGGCCGGAGCAAAAACUUCUCGAUUGGAUAAAACACCAUCCGGUCGAUAGCAAAAAGUUCGUCACCAUAAUCGAUCCGAGGUUCGACGGGAAGUACUCCCUCGCCGCGGCACGUAGAAUCGCGAAACUAGCCGACGCUUGUCUUGUGAAGAGCGCGAAGGAUCGACCGAGGAUGAGCGAGGUGGUCGAGACGUUGAAACAAAUCGUGCGAGACGACGUGGACGGGGACGGGGACGGCCAUGCGGGCCCGAUGUGGAUGUCCGUCGACAACGACGAGGACGAGGAGGAAGAAAACGAGGAGAAGCCCCGCGGGGGAGCUGAGGAGUCGAGGCGGCGGCGGAUGGCCCAUUUGGCGAAGCUGAGCGAACACGUCGGCGGCGGCGCGAGCCGGCGGUGGCUGAUGAUGAUUCACCGGCCCAAAGUGACGUGAGCAACGUUUUCUUUAUUGUUCUUUUGUGAGAGUGUAAAUUUGAUCGUGGAUUUUGGUUUGUGUUGAAUUUGUCAUUUUAGGACAAUCUUUAGGCAGUUGUGUGAAUAUUGUCGAUGAAUAUAUCUCAUAUUCAACAAACAUGAAUAAUAUAAAAUGGGCCAUUAAUAUUUUAAUU
Molecule: messenger RNA, 1927 nt
Organism: Andrographis paniculata
Lineage: Eukaryota; Viridiplantae; Streptophyta; Magnoliopsida; Lamiales; Acanthaceae
Product: probable serine/threonine-protein kinase PBL19
Exons: 4
Coding region: 436-1752 (438 amino acids)
Biological process (GO): protein phosphorylation
Molecular function (GO): ATP binding; protein kinase activity
Source: RefSeq, a predicted model, not a curated record